Molecule: messenger RNA, 4225 nt
Organism: Sciurus carolinensis (gray squirrel)
Lineage: Eukaryota; Metazoa; Chordata; Mammalia; Rodentia; Sciuridae
Gene: Jph2
Product: junctophilin 2
Exons: 6
Coding region: 475-2559 (694 amino acids)
Cellular component (GO): sarcoplasmic reticulum; plasma membrane; junctional membrane complex
Source: RefSeq, a predicted model, not a curated record
CGCUGGGAGAUCGCAGCCCGCACACCCACUGCCGGCCGAGAAGGGGGCCAGCGCUGGCCUCGCUGGGGCUGCCACCCAGGGAUCGCCCUCUUUGAACCAGUGGGACCCCUCUACCCCCACCCCUUUCACUCUCUUCUUAAAGGGGUCAGACCGCUUUUCCUUGGGUUUCAUGGAAACCAGACUUGGGACGUUGUGUGGGGACUUUGAGUCUUUCCUUCCUGUUUCCUCUGCGAGAGGCAGCCUUCCUUCCUGGGGCUGACUGAAGAGCCUCCCAGGCAUGGCACUGCCCAGUGUCCCCCGUGCUGACCUGGCUCUGGGACUCUUUCAGCCUCCGCUGGCGUCCUGCAUCCCGACUCCCGGGGCAUGGUGGUGAGUCUGGAGGCCCAGCCCUGAGGGUGCCUGGAGAGUGUCAGGUACCCCCACGCCCCUGCACCCAAGCUGGAGGACGGGGAGGUUGUGGCGUGCGAGGAUGAGAUGAGCGGGGGCCGCUUCGACUUUGACGAUGGCGGGGCGUACUGUGGGGGCUGGGAGGGGGGAAAGGCCCACGGGCAUGGACUGUGCACUGGCCCCAAGGGCCAGGGCGAAUACUCAGGCUCCUGGAACUUUGGCUUCGAAGUGGCCGGCGUCUACACCUGGCCCAGCGGAAAUACCUUCGAGGGAUACUGGAGCCAGGGCAAAAGGCACGGGCUGGGCAUAGAGACCAAGGGGCGCUGGCUCUACAAGGGUGAGUGGACGCAUGGCUUCAAGGGGCGCUAUGGAACCCGGCAGAGCACCAGCAGCGGUGCCAAGUACGAGGGCACUUGGAACAACGGCCUGCAGGAUGGCUAUGGCACUGAGACCUAUGCAGACGGAGGGACUUACCAAGGCCAGUUCACCAAUGGCAUGCGCCAUGGCUACGGGGUUCGUCAGAGUGUGCCCUACGGGAUGGCCGUGGUGGUGCGCUCACCGCUGCGCACGUCGCUGUCAUCUCUGCGCAGCGAGCACAGCAAUGGCACGGUGGCCCCGGACUCGCCCACCUCACCUGCCUCCGACGGCCCGACGCUGCCCUCGCCGGCCAUCCCGCGCGGUGGCUUCGCGCUCAGCCUGCUGGCCAGCGGCGAGGGGGCGCGCGCACCCCGGGGUGGCCUCUUCCAGCGGGGCGCCCUGCUGGGCAAGCUGCGGCGCACAGAGUCACGCACGUCCCUGGGCAGCCAGCGCAGCCGCGUCAGCUUCCUCAAGAGCGACCUGAGCUCGGGUGCCAGCGACGCGGCCUCCACCGCCAGUCUGGGCGAGGGCGCCGAGGGCGCCGACGACGCCGCGCCUUUUGAGGCGGACAUCGACGCCACCACCACAGAGACCUACAUGGGCGAGUGGAAGAAUGACAAACGCUCGGGCUUUGGCGUGAGCGAGCGCUCCAGCGGCCUGCGCUACGAGGGCGAGUGGCUGGACAACCUGCGCCACGGCUACGGCUGCACCACGCUGCCCGACGGCCACCGCGAGGAAGGCAAGUACCGCCACAACGUGCUGGUCAAGGGCACCAAGCGCCGCGUGCUGCCGCUCAAGAGCAACAAGGUCCGCCAGAAGGUGGAGCACAGCGUGGAGGGCGCCCAGCGCGCCGCCGCCAUCGCGCGGCAGAAGGCAGAGAUCGCCGCCUCCAGGACAAGCCACGCCAAGGCCAAAGCUGAGGCGGCAGAACAGGCUGCCCUGGCUGCCAACCAGGAGUCCAGCAUCGCCCGCACGCUGGCCAGGGAGCUGGCUCCGGACUUCUACCAGCCAGGUCCGGAGUAUCAGAAGCGCCGGCUGCUGCAGGAGAUCCUGGAGAACUCGGAGAGCCUGCUGGAGCCCCCCGAGCGGGGCGCGGGCGCGGCGGGCGUCCCGGAGCCGCCCCGCGAGAGCCCGCAGCUGCACGAGCGCGAGACCCCGCGGCCCGAAGGGGGCCCGCCGUCGCCGGCCGGGACGCCCCCGCAGCCCAAGCGGCCCCGGCCCGGGACGGCCAAGGACGGCCUGCUGGGCCCGGGCGCCUGGAACGGCGAGCCGGCUGGCGAGGGCAGCCGGCCGGUCACGCCGUCCGAGGGCGCGGGCCGCCGCAGCCCCGCGCGCCCGGCCACCGAACACAUGGCCAUCGAGGCGCUGCAGGCGCCGCCCGCGCCGUCGCGGGAGCCCGAGGUGGCGCUGUACCGCGGCUACCACAGCUACGCCGUGCGCACCGGGCCGCCCGCGCCUCCGCCCUGCGAGGACGAGCCGGAGCCCGAAGCCUCGGGGACCGACUCCGCGCCAGCGUCCCCGGCCACCGCCCCCGCGCAGGCCCCAGCGCUCCGAGUCUCCGAGCCCGCGCCCGAGGCCCCCUCCAAGAUGGAGCCCAAGCCCAUCGUCCCCAAAGCCGAGCCCAAGGCCAAGGCCCGCAAGACCGAGGCCCGAGGGCUGACCAAGGCGGGGGCCAAGAAGAAGGCUCGGAAGGAGGCGGCGCUGGCGGCAGAGGCGGAGGUGGAGGUAGAAGAGGUCCCCAACACUGUUCUCAUCUGCAUGGUGAUCCUGCUUAACAUCGGUCUGGCCAUCCUCUUCGUUCACCUCCUGACCUGACCUUCGCCCACCAGAGCCAGGAGUUCCGCGGAGGACACCAGGAGCCAGCUUUUGGCAGCGCCAGGCAGGUGGCUGAGGACUAGACUCUGGUCCUGGAGCCUCUGGCCCAGCUCACAUCCACACAGACGUUGAAGGAGGCCUCCCGGGGGCCCGUGCUGGGGGUCGGGGGCCAGAGGAGUCGAAUGUCUGGGACCCCCCCAGGAAUGCUCUGCUCAGGGGCAAGGGAGGCCCUAGGCGACAGCCCUGGUCUCCUGACCUUCCCCAUCUGCUCCUGUCUCCUGUCCUCACCCACUCCCUCUCCUUGCCCCUCAUCACCCAAUCCCUGAGCUUUCGUGUGUUUUGGGAGAAGUCACCUAAGCAGGAUAUUGAAGUUAAAUCUCUCCCUCUUCCUCCUACGCCACUCCUGUUUUUUAUCUUAGUCUCCUGGCUGAUGGUCUGAGGUUGCCCGGGAAGCUGAGGGGAUCCUGAAGUCCCCUGGACCAUGUCGUGCCCAGCACACAGCUGGCCUGGGGUUACAGAUGCUCUGGAUGAUGGCGGAGGAAAUGGACAAGUUCGAUUGAAUAUCCCAGCAUGCAGUGCUCCACCGUCUCCCGCCAAUCCAGUCAGCCUCCCUCCUGACCCAGUAGAGCAGGGGAGACCUGAGGAACGGGAGCCUCUGCCUGGGAGGCCACUGACCAGGGGUGGGGGGCGGGGUGGGAGGAAGGGUAAGGGGCAGUUGUGGUGGCCUCUGUUUGUGGGCGUGUCUGAGGCUGGGGUUGCAUUUAGAGCUGCUGGUUUCCUCGGGUCACUGUACAGAAGUUCUGGUAUGUAUGGUGCCCUAUGAAUUGGUUUGUCCCCUUCCCCCACCAGGGCCACUGCGGGCUCAGGGUAGCAUGGCAUGGAAGGGAGGCAGACUUCCCUGGGCAGACUCUCAGGUAGAAGCUGAGAGAGCAGCUGGGUGCAGUCUGCACCAGAAAACCCCUCCGUGCACUUGGCAGAAGACGACACUCGCAUGCACCUCACUCAAAGAUGUCUGCACCACGCUGCGCCCGGCCCUCAGGCUUGCUGUGGGUGGCCUGGGACUGAGGGCUGUGGUUCUCAUCUCCAGGAGGACAGAGGGCAAGAGCUCCCAGACCCCUCCAAGCCCUUCCUGGGGAAGGAUGUGGCCACAGCGUCCCAGCGGAGCCGGAGGUGCUGCUGCUAUUCUGCACUUGUUUCUCUGGACCUUGGGACUUGCGCACAGUGCCAGGCUCCCCCAGGGCAGGGCAGGACCUGGACAUAUGGGGUCAGCUUUCCCUUCCCCCUCCUCAGUCCCUGGGAACCUUCCCCUCCAGCUUCACACUUGCCGUUUCCAGCCCUGCCAGAGCCUCUGGCAUGGCCGGAAUCCUGAACUGAGCUUCUGCAGAGAGGAGCCUGCAGGUGCUCCCGUCCCAGCCAGCUGUGGGCACCGCUCUGCGUCUGUGUCUGGGCUUUUCUCGACUCCUAGGGGUGAGGGGGUGGGGUAAGGCUGCUCAGGGCUGCCAGGCUCCAGGCCUCAACUCUGAGAUUCCUGUUCUGGGUUUUGGGGUCUGGGCUGUGCUGGGACAAGCCUGUGGCUGCCAGAGCCGCAGGGCCUGGUUGGAAGUGGUGUUGGGGUGUGGGCUCAGGUGCUACAGGCUGUGCAGUAAUAAACUUGCGUCUGCUCACA